CCCAAAUACACUCGAAAACGAAAUUCCAUCGGAUAAUCCACCAACUGGCUCCCAGGAGUUUCUUCCUCUCCCUCCAAUUGACGGCUGUCUGAAACGGAAAUGGCGCUGAGCUUCUCCAUUAGCGCCACAAUUUUCCCUCCAAAUCAAGGUUCCUCUGCUUCCUUGCUUCGGCUACUGCUGCUUGCUUCCCUACACCCUUCCAUGGCGCUUCAUCUCUUUCCGCUUCCGUUUCAGAGGAAUCGAAGUUCAACAACAGAAAGACUGCUAAAGGAAUCGAGAAUGCCAGAAACCUCGUCAAAACAUCCAGGGUUCUUUCCCUCGCGACUUCUCCGCACGAGUCGUUGCAAAAGGGAAACUGGGUCAAGCUCAUCUGUGGUGCAAGCUUUGAGGAUGUUGUGGAUAUCAGGAAUCUAUCCAUGGUUUACACCUUAGCUGGAGUCGAUUGCAUUGAUUGUGCUGCUGAUGCUGCGGUGGUGAGUGCUGUUAACGAAGGAAUCGACGCUGCGAUGGAGGUUGUGGAGCUUCGGAGGCCAUGGGUUAUGAUAAGUGUCAACGAUGAUGAUGAUCUGCAUUUUCGUAAAGCUGAGUUUGAUCCGGACGAUUGUCCGAUGGAUUGCUCGAGGCCAUGCGAGCUUGUGUGUCCUGCAAAUGCAAUUAAGUUAGAUGAUCAUAGUGGAGUCAUAACUGAGCGUUGUUAUGGCUGUGGUCGUUGCUUCCCAGUGUGCCCAUACGACAAAAUCAGUGAGUCGUCUUUUGUUUGCCUCUUUCUGGUUCCAUUUUGCUGAUCAUUUCUUCAUAGGCGAAUCUUAGAUCCUUGAAUACUCUGACAGCAUUAAUGUUAGCACUUGUUUGAUUUGGAAUAGGAGAGGUGACGUAUAUAAGAGAUUCUGCUACUACUUCUGAACUCUUGAGGCGAAGUGAUGUCGAUGCCAUUGAGAUACAUACAAGCGGAAGGCAAACUGCUCCUUUCAAGGAGCUAUGGGAUGGUUUAAGAAACUCAACUGAAUGCCUGAAGCUAGUAGCUAUUAGCUUGCCUUAUACCGGCGAGUCAGCUAUGUCUGUAAUGAAUGAAAUGCAUUCUAUCAUGGAGCCUCAUCUAAAAUGCCUUAACUUAUGGCAGCUGGAUGGACGCCCAAUGAGUGGAGAUAUUGGACGAGGGGCCACUAGGGAAUCUAUUGCAUUCGCUGUUCGAUUGGCUGUUGCUAAAGACAGGCCUCUUGGUUUCCUUCAAUUGGCUGGAGGAACAAAUGCUCACACGGCAGAUGGACUGAGAAAGGAAGGGCUGUUCCAGACAACCUUAGAGAACUCAAACGAUGUGAGAUCAGUCCUUGCUUCACCUUCCAGCGCUUUCAUUGGUGGUGUUGCUUAUGGUGGGUACGCCCGAAAGAUUGUAGGAAGAGUGCUGAGCUCCAUGCCAUCACAGCAGGGUCCCAGCUCCAUCGAGGAUCAUCCCGAGCUUCUGGUGGAAGCACUAGGGCUAGCUCUUGGGUUGGUGGGGACUGUGAAAUGUUACCAUCCUGUGCACCAUUCAAGCUUCAGAUAAUGGAAGGUUGGCUCCCACAGGGACCAUGCUCUUAGCCAGAAGAAGUUAUUUGUGGAUGAUGUGGAAUUGAGAAUUGAUGAGGUGGAAGUCAGAGGAUGGGCCAACUAACCGAGUAACUAAGCUGUUGGAAGAAAUGGAGUAGAUGGUAUGGCCCUCUCAUGUAUUCGUCAAGUCAAGGUAUAGGUAUGGUGCCUCUCUCUUCCUCCAGUUAUGAUGUAAAACCUUACCCAACUAUAGAAAACCUAAAUGCAAGAAGAUGGAGAAUAAAGUCGAGGAGCAAGUGACUGGUUCUCGACAUUUCUCAAGUAGAUCUAGCGUGCUAGUUAUUUUGGUUGUAAUAGCGGUAAGAUUAUUGAUGUAAUUUUCAUUAGCACUCCCGUGACUAAGAAGAACGACAAAGUCCACAAAUUGUGAAUGAGGGCCAGUCUAACUGGUGAGUUGGCACACUUCCUAUGGUAAAAUCGUGUGUUUGAUUCUUUGUGACAAAUGGCAUUCCUUCUAGUGAUGGCAAUUUGA
This is a messenger RNA of Linum tenue, 2059 nucleotides long. The record is from the annotation of a GenBank genome assembly. Lineage: Eukaryota; Viridiplantae; Streptophyta; Magnoliopsida; Malpighiales; Linaceae.